CGCCUGCGCGGACUGCGGCAGAAGGAGGGGUGUGAGAAGCUGAGUAUACUGAGACUAGCGUUCGCUGUUGGCCAGCACCUUCUUUCUUUUGCAUCAUCUCUGAUUUCAGCUUCAAUCGCGGGCCUGUCGGUGUCUGCUUCCACACUCCGGUCGACAGGACCUUGUCGCUGGUAAGCCAGAACUCGCGCCGUCGCAGCAGUGCAAAGGCCACUGCGCACAACAGCAGCAGCUGGGGUGAAAUGCAGGCCCCUAACGUCCCCGGUCUCCCCGCUGCUAUGCCAGGCCCAGACGUCCCCGAGGGUCCCAGCGAUCCCCAGAUCCUCCAGGGUCUCUGCGCUCCUGAGGGCCCAGGCACCUCCGUGCCAUCCACCCCUGGUGAGGGCCCAAGCACGUCUGUGCUGCCCGCUGCCUCUGAGGGCUCAUGCGCCUCUGGACCUCCUACAGUCUCCGAGGGGCCAAACAUCGACCUGUCGAUCGCCGCCUCUGAGCGCCCAAACAACCCUUUGCCGCCCACUGCCUCUGAAGGCUCGAGCGCCUCCGAGCAUCCCUCUGUCACUGAGGGGCUGAACACCUCUGAGUUGCCCCUCUCCAACGAGGGCCCGAGCUGUUUUGUGCCGCCCACCUCUGGUGAGGGACUGAGCACCUAUUUGCCACCCACCUCCGGUGAGGGCCCGAGCACCUCCGUGCCGCCUACCACCUCUGAGGGACUGAGCAUCUCCGCGCCGCCCACUUCCGGAGAGGAACUCAGUAUUCUCAUGCGGCCCACUGUCUCUGAGGGGCCAGGCAUCAACAUGCCACCCUUCUCCGGGCAAGGCCUCAGCACCUCUGUGCCCCCCACCCCCGAUGAGAGCCCGAGCACCUCGGUGUCUGACGCACCCGGCACCUCGGUGCUGCCGCCUUCUGAUGAAGGCCGGAGCAUCUUCACUCCGCCUACUCCUGAUGAGGGCCGGAGCACCUCCUUGGCGCUCACAGCUUUUGAGGAACCGGUCGCCUCUGUGCUGCUCCUUUCUGGCAACAGCUCCAAAAUCUCGGGGUUGCAGACCUCCGGGGAGGGCCCAAGCACCUCUCGGGUGUCCAGUGCUACUGAGGGACUUGGCUUAUCUGGGAUGCCCACUGCCUCUGAGAACCCUGGUGCAUUGUUGAGCUCCAGUGCAUCUGGGAGCCCGAACUCUUCCAAGUGCUCCGUUGCUUUGCCAAACCUUGGCGUUGCCAAGGCCUCCGCAGACUCUGAGGGUCCCAAAGGUGCAGAAGGCCCCGUGGAAUUCCAGGUCCUGAGAGACCAUAAGAACUCUAACUCCAUUACCAUUAUGGGUCUCAGCACCUCCCAGGUCGCCCUUACUCUGAAACCCCAGGACCCUAUGGAACAGAAUGUAGCUGAAUUGUUGCAGUUACUGCUGGUGAAGGAUCAGAGCAAGUACCCUAUACGGGAAUCUGAAAUGCGGCAACAUAUUGUUAAAGAAUAUCGCAACCAGUUUCCUGAGAUCCUCAGGCGAGUAGCAGCCCACUUGGAAUGUAUUUUUAGGUUUGAAUUGAGGGAACUCGACCCUGAGGAACGCACCUACAUUCUGCUCAACAAACUGGGACCUGUGCCCUUUGAAGGGUUAGAAGACAGCCCAAAUGGGCCAAAGAUGGGCCUCCUGAUGAUGAUCCUAGGAGAAAUAUUUUUGAAUGGCAACCAAGCUAAGGAGGCUGAGAUUUGGGAAAUGCUCUGGAGGAUGGGGGUGCAGCGAGAAAGAAGGCUUUCCAUUUUUGGGAACCCAAAGAGACUUUUAUCUGUAGAGUUUGUGUGGCAGCGUUACUUGGACUACAGGCCAAUAACUGACUGUACACCAGUGGAGUAUGAGUUUUUCUGGGGCCCACGAUCCCACCUCGAAACCACCAAGAUGAAAAUUCUGAAGUUCAUGGCUAAGAUCUAUAACAAAGAUCCUAUGGACUGGCCAGAGCAAUACAAUGAGGCUCUGGAGGAAGAUGCUAUCAGAGCUGCUGCUGAUGAUUGGCAGGCUGUCCCUCAGUUUAGAAGGCCCUUUUUUGAGGAAAUUCCUGCAGACUUAUUAUCUCCUGAUGCAGAGGUUUCUGGCUAUCCCUCAAAAUAUCCCCCACAUUCAUGGCCUGAGUCAAGAAUGGAGAGCAAAGCAAGGAAGCUGGUGCAGUUAUUUCUGCUCAUGGAUUCAACUAAGCUGCCUAUACCAAAGAAAGGAAUUCUGUACUACAUUGGCCGAGAGUGCAGCAAAGUGUUCCCUGACCUCCUGAAUCGUGCUGCUCGCACUCUGAACCACGUGUAUGGGACAGAACUAGUGGUACUUGAUCCCAGGAAUCACUCUUACACCCUGUACAACCGAAGGGAAAUGGAAGAUGCUGAAGAGAUCAUAGAUAGUCCAAAUAGGCCAGGCAACAACUUUUUGAUGCAGGUUCUAAGCUUCAUCUUUAUAAUGGGUAAUCAUGCUAGGGAGUCUGCAGUUUGGGCCUUUCUUCGAGGCUUAGGGGUUCAGACUGGAAGAAAGCAUGUGAUUACUUGUAGAUAUUUGAGUCAGCGCUACAUAGAUAGUUUACGAGUUCCUGAUAGCGAUCCAGUCCAAUAUGAGUUUGUUUGGGGCCCUAGAGCCCGCUUGGAAACCUCCAAGAUGAAAGCGCUGCGAUAUGUGGCCAGAAUCCAAAGAAAGGAGCCACAGGACUGGCCAGAGCAGUACAGGGAGGCAAUGGAGGAUGAGGCCAAUAGAGCCCAGGCAGGGCACAGGCAAAUCCUUAUUCACAAUGUCAGGUAGAGGAAUUUGUGGCAUCAGAGGCCUUGAUAGGCUGGGCCCUAGAGCCCUGAGUCUUAUGUUUUGGGGUGGGGGUCCAUAUUGUGUUUGAUAUUUGUGUUCCAGUUCCAUUUAUGUCUUUUCAUAUUUAGUUUCUGUUUGGUAUCAUGAAAAGUUUCAAUUGUUUUAAUAUACUGUCUGGUAAGGUAAAUGUGAUUGACCACUUGCUAUCUCUGUUGUAUUUUGGUAUAAGAGUUUCAAUAGUGUUGUAAUAUGCUUUGGGAAUCUUUCCAUCUCAUUGCAUUAUCUGGAAAAGAAUAUAUAGCAUAUAGCUAUAAAUAUAGGCUUUUUCUUGAAAGCUUGAAAAAAUUCACCAGUCUAGUGAUCUAGCUUCACAGAUGUUAAACAAACAAAAAGUAUAACAACUGAAAAAGGACUCUAAGUUGUGGCUGGCCUCCCUUUCUGUCUGCUUUUGUGUAAAGUAUACCAAUGUUUACCUGUAUUUGCUUUGCUGUAAU
Messenger RNA from Heterocephalus glaber (naked mole-rat), 3256 nucleotides. RefSeq names its product MAGE family member E1 (gene Magee1). NCBI's taxonomy places the organism in Eukaryota, Metazoa, Chordata, Mammalia, Rodentia, Bathyergidae. Gene Ontology annotation, cellular component: nucleus. The record is from RefSeq and is a predicted model, not a curated record. Gene Ontology annotation, biological process: negative regulation of transcription by RNA polymerase II.